Messenger RNA from Dipodomys ordii (Ord's kangaroo rat), 943 nucleotides. Its product is annotated as delta(3,5)-Delta(2,4)-dienoyl-CoA isomerase, mitochondrial-like. The coding region runs from base 47 to 874 and encodes 275 amino acids. The transcript has 10 exons. The record is from RefSeq and is a predicted model, not a curated record. Gene Ontology annotation, molecular function: delta(3,5)-delta(2,4)-dienoyl-CoA isomerase activity. Lineage: Eukaryota; Metazoa; Chordata; Mammalia; Rodentia; Heteromyidae. Gene Ontology annotation, cellular component: mitochondrion.
UUCCGCCCCUCAGGUUAGUUUGGUGACAGUCCUGCUGACCGCAGCGAUGGCGGUUUCUCGCGCAGUCCGCGACCUGUGGCUGAGGCGACUGGCAGCGCCCACGCAGCGGGGCUUCCACCUCAGCCCUCGCCCCCUGAGCUCCUCCGCACACCAGGCCUCCAAGGCAGCCCCCUCGGAAGCCUCGGACCACAGCUAUGAGUCCCUGCAGGUGACCUCGGCUGGGACACACGUCCUCCACGUGCAGCUGAACAGGCCUGACAAGAGGAAUGCCAUGAACAAGGCCUUCUGGAGGGAGAUGGUGGAAUGCUUCAACAAGAUAGCCAGGGACUCCAACUGCAGGGCUGUGGUGGUCUCGGGUGCAGGAAAAAUGUUCACUUCAGGAAUUGACCUCAUGGACAUGGCUUCAGAACUGCUGCAGCCUGAGGGAGACGACGUGGCCCGCAUCAGCUGGUACCUCCGUGACCUCAUCACCCAGUACCAGAAGACCUUCACCGUCAUUGAGAAGUGCCCCAAACCUGUGAUCGCUGCCAUCCACGGGGGGUGCAUUGGUGGAGGUGUGGACCUCAUCACUGCCUGUGACAUCCGCUACUGUGCCCAGGAUGCUUUCUUCCAGGUCAAGGAGGUGGACAUAGGCCUGACCCCUGACUUGGGGACGCUGCAGCGGCUGCCCAAAGUCAUUGAGAAUCAGAGCCUGGUCAACGAGCUGGCCUUCACUGCCCGAAAGAUGAUGGCGGGCGAGGCGCUGAGCAGUGGACUGGUCAGCCGUGUGUUCGUGGACAAGGAGGCCAUGCUGGACGCAGCCUUCACGCUGGCGGCUGAGGUGUCGAGCAAGAGCCCAGUGGCCGUUCAGAGCACCAAGGCCUCUGGAAAAUGAGCAUGCUGCAGACCCAGGACAUGGUGAAGUCAGUGCAGGCGGCCAUGGAAAAGAAGGCCCUGAAGAGCG